AACUUUCGCACUAAUACCAGGCGGAAGUUCAUCGCUCAUCAGACAAUUUCAAAGAUGGCUCUUGCUAGUGUGUUGAACAGUGAUUGUGCGAAUUUUUCAUUUGAAAAUAGUCAACCUUUUGGUUUUGGUUGUGGGCCUGGACAGAGCGGUCUGGGGUUUGAUGCCACGCCGGGAGACGGUCUCAGUUUUUCCGUUAAAAACCCGCUGUGUGCCGGAGACGAGGAUGGCGUCGAAAGAAAAAUUGAGUUCCUGCAUGGAACCACAACCUUAGCAUUUAAAUUCCAGCAUGGCGUUAUUGUAGCGGUUGACUCUCGGGCCACAGCAGGCGCCUACAUUGCCUCGCAGACAGUGAAGAAGGUGAUAGAGAUCAACCCCUACCUGCUGGGUACCAUGGCUGGAGGAGCUGCAGACUGCAGCUUUUGGGAGCGCCUGCUGGCCCGCCAGUGCCGCAUCUACGAGCUACGCAACAAGGAGCGCAUCUCUGUGGCGGCAGCCUCCAAGCUGCUUGCUAACAUGGUGUACCAGUACAAGGGCAUGGGACUCAGCAUGGGAACCAUGGUGUGUGGCUGGGACAAGAGAGGCCCAGGGCUGUACUAUGUUGACUCCGAGGGGAACCGGGUGUGUGGCGACCUGUUUGCCGUGGGCUCAGGCUCCAUGUACGCCUACGGUGUGAUGGACAGUGGCCUGCGGCAGGACCUAACUGUGGAGGAGGCCUGCGAGCUGGGCCGCCGCGCCAUCUACCAGGCCACAUACCGUGACGCCUACAGCGGAGGGCAAGUCAACCUGUACCACGUCCACAGCGAGGGCUGGACCAGGGUCUCCCAAGAGGAUGUGCUCAUGCUGCACCAGCAGUACAAGGAUCAGGCAUAGUCAUGAAAGUCAAGAGCACAAAGGGGCCACGAAGUGGGGGAGAAUACGUCUGUUUAGAAGUUUAUUCUGCUAUCUAAUGUUAAAGAUGUUCUAAAAUGUCGGUAGGGUUGACACAUAAAUAAAAAGGACUGAUGUGCCGAUUGAUUUUCACUCACAUUACUUUGAAAAUUACAUUUUAACAAUGUCAGUGAGCUUCACUUACCCUGCGCAGAGUAUGUUUUGAGGGGCUGCAGAGAAGGGGCCGAUGACUCAAACAUGCUUUAAUUCAGUGUGGGAGUAGUGUGGUGCUUGCCCUACAUGCAUUUAAUUUGGAUCCUACCCUGGAAAACUACAUAUUUCUCAAUAAAACCUGUGAUGUUCUUUUUUUCAAGA
This is a messenger RNA of Etheostoma cragini (Arkansas darter), 1242 nucleotides long. RefSeq names its product proteasome 20S subunit beta 5 (gene psmb5). The annotation marks the transcript as partial. The record is from RefSeq and is a predicted model, not a curated record. The transcript is spliced from 3 exons. Gene Ontology annotation, cellular component: proteasome core complex. Gene Ontology annotation, molecular function: threonine-type endopeptidase activity. NCBI's taxonomy places the organism in Eukaryota, Metazoa, Chordata, Actinopteri, Perciformes, Percidae.